CCGUGAUCGUGGUAUACGUGCUCUAGCAGUUUGAGUGGACAGAGGUUUGUUCGCGGUGUGGAAAAAGUUUUGUGGAAAAUUAGGACAUUUUGCUGUUUUUCAGCUGCAUUUUCUCGAACUGUUUCGAUUUGGUUUAUGUGCGACGCUUCGGCGGUGGAAAAUUUCUGAUUUUGGGCCUGGAAUUGGCCGUGUUCCUCUCUUUUCUGGAAGCAUAGUGAAGUGAAAAAGUGAAGCAGGAAUUUUUUUUUCCUCUUGGCAGGACGGAAAGAGUGCUUUUUUUGUGCGGUGGCGGACGCUCUCUUUGUCGCCGUGCUACUACAAAACACAUCAGCGAAAAGUUGUGGAAAGUUUUUCCCUUUUCUUAGUGGAAUUUGUGGAAAGGCCGCCCUCCGGUGGAAAAUUAAAAAAAAAGGAAAAGCACCCGGUUCUGUGCCUGCAAUUGGCCUUUGUGGCUUUUUUUUUGGUGACUGGCUGAGUUUUCUUUUUUCUUUUUUGUGUUUGAAGGAAGAACUCGGACUCGAUUCGAGCAAGAAGAAAAAAAUUCUCUCCCCGCCGCGAGUGGACGAAGAAGAAGCCGACGACGACGACAAAAGGAAACAACAGGGAAAAGAGUGUUUCGUUCCUCGUCGUCAGUGAAAGAGGAAGAAGAAGAAGAAGUAGUAGAGGGGAAAAAAGUGCUCAUCGUCUUUCUGGCCGUCGUCAGGAAGAAUAACAACAAGAAGUGCGAGUGUGUGACAGCAGAAGGGAAGCAGCAGGAGAAAGAAGAAAAAGCAAAAGCAGAAAGCGCCCCCCUUCGAAGAAGGUCCAACAACAAAGCUUGGAUUUACUGUGCGUGUGAUUCUUGUUUGUGUUGUUUUGAUUUUUAUUUGAAACAAGAAGAGCGCAGAAAGGACUGAUUUUUCCUCUGUGCACUGUGUACGGAAUUUAAGCCAAGUUUUCGAGGAAACGGACUGAUAUUGUUUUUCUGUUGACACCCAGGAGCCGGAACGAAAUCUAAAUCCACCAAUGUCAACCGUGUCAGAUCAGCGGAUGAAAGGACAAGGAAAUCACGGAAAUGAUUACAAUAACUCAUGGGGAUCGCAACAAGUGAGCCACGGUCACGCUGGUGCUGGUGCCGGAGGUCAAUCGCAAAGAAAGCCGUACGAUGAUUACUACAACCGGAAUCAGGGAGCCUACAACGAUGGAAUUAAGAAUGUUGAGCAAGGAAUGCAGGGACUCGGCCUCGGCUCGAUGCGCCACAACAGAGACGCUAGCCAUCAAUCCUCCUCCCACGGCAGCAAUUCACUAUCCAAAUCGGAUCAACAUCACCAGCAGCAGAAGGAAGCUCCCAAAAAGAUGACCUGGGCUUCGAUUGCAUCCCAACCGGCUAAACCGCAAGUGAACACCACGAGUACAACGGUGAAGAAGAAGGGCCCGGGAAUGCCCCCACCACCGAUGGUUCCUGGCAAGCACAACAUGGAUAUUGGCACCUGGGACUCGCCGUCCAAGAACGGACCUAGCGCGAUGGUGCCGACGCCGACUCCGCCGCCGAUCGUUCCCCCGCCGGUGAUUGAACCGUCACCGUUAGCCGAACCACCGUUAGCCGGUGGCAAAGGCGGCCCCAGCAAUGCCUCAUCGAUGGGCGGGGGUGGCCACGGGGGCGGCAGUAGCGGUAGUCACCAUCCUCACCAUCAGCAGCAGCAGCAGCAACAGUAUCAGCAACAAAACAUGGGACCACCACCGGGAGUGCAGAAUUCACGCUGGCCAACGCCGGGUCAGGCGCAGAAUCCGCCUCCCCAACCGCAACCGCAGCAACCGCAACAACAACCGAAUCAAUCCGGAGGAGGUAUGAUGCCUCAACAGCAUCAUUCGCAGCGGUCCGAUCAUCGGCAGUACCAGCAGGGACCGCAGCAGAACAGCCGCGGUAAUUACUCUGGGCCGCCUCCAUCGAUGAACCAACAGGGAGGUCAAGGCUACCAUCAGCCCCCUCCAUACCAUCAUCAGCCACCAGCGGUGCAGCAGCAUCAGUCGCAUCCGAGACAGAAUCAAAACCAUCAUGAACCACCACCGGCUCAUCAGCAGCAGCAGCAGCAGCAGCAACACCAGCCGAAUGAACGCGGAAGCUACCAGCAACCGCCACCACAGCAUCGCAUGCCUCAAGAAGACAGAAGAGGACCCAGCAAUGGUCCUAGCAAUUAUAAUCAAGAUAACCAGGCGUCUCAACAACCAGCACCAGUGCAGGUAACACCAGUACAACAGCAAGCACCACCACCACCACAACCAGCUGUUGUUCAACCGCCGCCGCCACAGCAGCAGCAGCAGCAACAACAGCAACCGCCGCAGCAACAGCCGCCGAUGCAACCACCUGUCUCUCCUACACCGAGCGGCGGGGAAGCCGCCGCGGCAAAUGCAGCCCCAAUUCUCAACCAGCUGCAGACCAAAAACAACUAUAAUCCGACCAAUCUAGACAUGCUGGAUACGGCGCACUUAGCCAGAUUCUUCGUAAUCAAAUCGUACUCGGAGGACGACAUCCACCGUAGCAUCAAGUACGAGAUCUGGUGCUCAACUGAACACGGCAACCAGCGAUUGGAUCAGGCGUAUCGCGAACGCGAGGAAAAAGGUGGCAUGGUGUAUCUGUUCUUCUCUGUCAACGGAUCUGGGCAUUUCUGCGGUAUAGCGCAGAUGAUGACAGCUGUGGACUACAACUCCGUAUCGAGCGUUUGGUCGCAGGACAAGUGGAAGGGCACGUUUAAGGUGCGCUGGAUCUACGUCAAGGACGUCCCGAACGGGCAGCUGCGAAGGGUGGUGCUGGAAAAUAACGAAAACAAGCCCAUCACGAACUCGCGUGACACCCAGGAGGUGCCCAAUGCGAAGGGAAUCCAGGCAUUGAAGAUCAUCCACAGCUACAAGCACACGAUGUCGAUAUUCGAUGACUUUAUCCACUACGAGAAACGUCAGCUGGAGGAGAACACCAAGAAGCAUGACGUUCGUGACACGCAACCGUCGUAUCGACCGCAGCAGUACGGAGGAGGAUACGAUGGACCGAACAAGUAUAACAACAGCUACAACAAGUAUAACGAUCGUGAUGGUGGCGGCGAUGGCUACAACCGGGGCGGCUAUGGAAGAGAUUAUCAUAGUGGCAGUGGCACCGGCAGCGGCGGAGGGGGCUACAAUAAAAGCUAUGGUGGUUAUAACCGUAACCAGUACAACCAGGACGGUGGCCGAGGAGGCGGUGGCGGCUAUCAGAGCUACGACAGACGAAACAACAACAGCAACAUUAGCGGCAAUGGAAGCAACAGUGGAGAUGAUCGGGAUGGCGGAAGCAACUACUCGAGGGAUGGUGGCCACGAGGGUGGUGGCGGUUACCAGCGCAGCUACGGCCGACCGAAUCGGGAUUACUACGGCCGGGGGGAUGACAACCGUGGACGGGGUGACUACCGUGACGGUGGAAGUGAUGGCGGUUAUAGAUCACGGGGCGGCAUGGAUCGUAGAUUGGAUUCCGAUGGGGGAGGCUCCCGGGAUGGAGCGGACAACAAUGGCGGAGGCGGCGGUGGCGGUGGUGGAUAUCGAGGGGAAUCGAGAGACCACUAUCGGGGCCGCAAUGACCAACAACAGCAGAAGGGCGGCGGUCGCGGUAUCCUUCGGGGUGGCGCUCCAAGGCUUCAUCAACAGCAACAACACCAGCAAUCGGAGCAGCAACAGUAGACCGUUUCUAUCGAAAGAUGGUGCUUAUCGCUCAAAUCCAACAGCGGCGGUGAUGAUGAUGAUGAUGAUGAUGAUCAUAAUGUUGCGAAAACAUACAUUUUUAAACACUUGAUUGAUUUAUACUAAUAGGUAGCGACAGACAGACAAACAAACACGUAUUAAUGAUACAGAUAAAUUAAGAAAAUACAGCACGCGGAAAUCUAUGAUGAUAAGUAAUGAAGUUCUGUUGUUCAAAGCGCGGGUGAGGUAGAAGCCGAGAACUCUAUUUGCUAGGUUUGAUAAAUGAUGAACGAAUAAAAGGAGGACGUUGAUGGAAGAGAUAAAGUUGCAAAUCUAAUAUAUAUAUAUAUCGAUUUAUGAUGAUACAAGAAAACAAAAACAAAACAAAUAUUUAAUAAAAGUUAAGAAAAGAAUGCUCUUAAAAACAAAUACGACAAGAAUUAUGAUUAUGACUUGUUGAAUUAUUAUGGAAAUCAGAAACCGUAUAUAAUCCCCUAGAAGCAACAACAAAAAUGGUAAUCAAAGAAGUGAAAUCGUAAUUUUGCUUUGUAUUAUCACGAAUGUUAACACAGAUUAUAAUAUUCCUAAUAUGCUUUAAUUUUCUACUUUCAAUCGAAUCCAAUGCAAGAUGAAGAAACAAGGUAAUAAAUUAAACAAAGUGCUGCCGUUAGUUACAACACGAUAAUAGUCCAACAUCAACAGGAAAAAACCUAUAAAGUAAACGAAUGAAUGCACAGUUUUUGCUUUGAUUUUCGUUUGUGUUUUCGGAAGCCGUUCCUGAUCUCGGAUGACGAGGAAGGUUUUUUUUUUAUAAGUUAUGCUGCAGAGGAUCAAGGGGAGGACGCUACGACCACCCGGGACUAUCUCUCUCUCUCUAUCUCUCUUUCUCCCCAACUCGCCGCUUUUCCCCAAUUGUGCGCGUCUCCGCUGCUGGACGGUGGUGAUGAUGAUGAUGAUGAUGAUUUUGUGAGAUUUUGGUGAGACAUUCAAAUGGAUCGCCUCCUCCGGUGGCAGGCAGAGGCAAAAAGAGACACCCAAGUGCAAGUGCUUUCGAACAGUGUAAAAUUAGUCGAGAUACUCAACGAGCUCCGAGAAAGACUGCCGAAGAAGAAACUAAACUGAAAAAUGUGUGUGUGUAUUUCCAAAGAACCAAAACAAGAUUUAACGUAAAUGUCGACUGAGCGAAGAAAGUAGUACCCUUGAAAAAAACAACAACAGAAAGACACGUGAACAAAUUGCCAAGUAUUAAGUAGUUCAAGCAAGAUUUUUCUUUUCUUUUGUAAAGAAGCGAUGUAUUGUUUUUUUUUUUUUAUUUGUUGAUGACUUUUCGUUUUAAAUAACUUUAGUGUUUGUGUCUGCAAUUUUUAAAACAAUGAACAACACAUAUUCCCGUAACAGUUGAAAAAUUCAUCGUCAUUGCAAAAUGUAGUCUGUGAGAAUAAUAGUUCAUUUUUCCUGAACAAACUGCAACCAGUAGGGAAAAGGGGAAACCGGCUUCCUGCCGAAGCGAAAUGUGCGUGCAACAAAAAAAUGGACACCUAAUCAAGUUCCGUGAAGCGAAUCUGAAAGCUAAAAUGGACAUGUUUUCUACCGAACGAAAUGGACACUCUUUAGCAAGUGGAAACCUAUUUGUGAUACUACACAUGUUGAUUACUAGUUUACUGUGAGAGUGAUAGUGUGAGGAAUCCGGAAUCGAAAGUGCGAGAAAGUGGUGUUGGUGGAUAGAAAAAGAAGAAGAAGAAAAUGCGAACUCAGUGCCCCAUCAUCGAUCCGGCUCUGCGGCCAUCAGCGGGGAAGUUGGACGCUGGAAGCGCUAGCAGGUAACGAAAACGAUGGUGUUUUUGUUCUUUUUUCGAUACGCUUUAGUUCUUUUCCCCUCGAUGAAGAAAAAGUCAAGAGUAAGCAAAAUUGUGCUAAUACAUUCUUAAAUACCAUGUUCACUACCCUAACGCAAAGAAGAAGAAAACUAACUAACGAAAAACGAAUUAAACAAAUUAAACUAAUUGACAUUUAGCCAAGAAAAUCACUGUUCAAAUUCAUCGGUUCAAAGGUGUUUAUAAGAAGAACUUUCUAAUGUUUUUUUUUCGUAUAAUAAUAUUAAGAUUUACUGAAUAUUAUGAAAAGCAUAGUAUAAAGCGAGACUCUGAGUUCAAAAUAACCUAAAUGAAAGGAAACAAACGUAGAAACCUACACAAAAUAUUUGAGAAAUUAGCUGUGUCUAAAACAAAGCGAAAGAAACUAACUGAAACAAAAGAGCGAAAAAACAAGAAAACACGCGCAUGAUCUAGAACAUAAAUUAGCGAAAAUCAUAAAUCGUGCAGCAGAUAAAAAAAAAUACAAAAGCAUCAACAUUUACUAUCAAUGUUAGAUAUAACGAGUUUAGGGAAUCAAAUAGAAAUCGAUAAAUCAAAUAUUACCUACUAACUGGAAACAUGAUGCUUUUUUUUCCGUAAAGAGAAAUCAGAAACACCACACAAACACACACCUACGUAACACGUUCUCAAUAAUUGUCAUUAGCAUACAAGGAUUUGCUCUGGAGCGAUUACUUUUGUUUCCCUUCGUUCCACUGGAAGAAAGCGACUACUUUUUAUUCUAGAACUGAUGCAGCAACGGUUAUUAACUGAAGAAUAAAAAAAGAAAACAAAAGAAAAGAAAGGCAACAUGAAAGUCUGUCCCGACAGGAAACAAUGGUAUCGAAAUGAAUUUGAACAACACUAAGCUUAAUUGGUAUAUAGGAAG
Molecule: messenger RNA, 6423 nt
Organism: Ochlerotatus camptorhynchus
Lineage: Eukaryota; Metazoa; Arthropoda; Insecta; Diptera; Culicidae
Product: YTH domain-containing family protein-like
Exons: 7
Coding region: 1006-3684 (892 amino acids)
Biological process (GO): mRNA destabilization
Cellular component (GO): cytoplasm
Molecular function (GO): mRNA binding; N6-methyladenosine-containing RNA reader activity
Source: RefSeq, a predicted model, not a curated record